AUGCAAACUCGACGUGCAGGCUCACAGAAUUUGAUUCCUAUUGAUCUUGAAAUCGAGGCCACUGCACGCAAGCAAGGGGGUAGAAGGAGACAGAACAAGAACAAGAAGAAGGAUACAAUGGGUGACGAAGUACCAGCCAAAUCUCUCUGGGAAUAUGGUAUACCAGAUACAACUACUGGUGUACUCUCUAGUAUUGUCAGACCAGCAGUCACUGCUGCACACUUUGAACUGAAGCCUCAAUUUAUUCAGUUCAUCUCCAAUGAUUCAUUCUCAGGCUCGCCUAAUGACUGUCCUGUAAGUCAUAUUGAUAACUUUCUGGAGAAGUGUGAUACUAUGAAGAUCAACAAUGUCACUGAUGAGGCCAUUAGGCUACGACUUUUCCCUUUUUCUCUACGGGAUAGAGCCAAGGAGUGGUUGAAAGAUGAAGGUACAGGCUCGUUUGAUACAUGGGAUAAAUUGGUCAAGGCAUUCUUGGUGAAAUUUCUGGAUCAAGAGAAGACUUCUAGAAUGAGAAAUGAGUUAACCACCUUUCGUCAAGCUGAAGAUGAGUCAUUGUAUGAAUCUUGGAGAAGAUUUAAACGUCUGCAAAGGCAAUGUCCUCAUCACGGGAUUCCAGAGUGGCUCUUGAUCCAAGCUUUCUAUAAUGGGUUGACGCAUGAGUAUCGGAUCUACAUUGAUGCUGCAUCAGGUGGCUCUAUCACUGCCAAGGUUCCAUCUGAAGCUAAGGCAUUAAUUGAGAAAAUGGCAGCUAAUGACAACUAUCACCCAGGUGGUCGGAACAGUGCAAAAAAGGGAGGUAAAUAUAAUGUUGAUGCUUUAACCAUGUUGACCAGUACUGUGCAGGCACUAUCUCAAAAGUUUGAUCAAUUUCAAACUGGUUCAUCUACGGUAGCUUCAUGUGAAGUAUGCGGAAUACAAGGACAUAUUGCUAAUGAUUGUCAAAUCAAUAAUGCUGGGUUGACAAUUGAACAAGCCAAUGCUCUUUACAACAACAAUAAUCAGAGACGACCAUUUGAUCCUUAUUCCAAUACAUACAACGAGGGGUGGAAGCAAAAUCCAGCAUUCUCAUACAAGAACACUCAAAAUCAGCUUAAUCCACCACCACCGCGCAACAACUUCAAUCAACCUCCAGGUUUUCAAACUAGACCGCCUUUCAACCAGCAAUCUUUCACUCAACAAGCCCCUCCACAACCAAAGUCCAAUUUGGAAGCUAUGGUUGAGUCUCUUGCUGCCUCACAACUUAAGCAAGACAAGUAUUGGGAAGGGCAGAUGAAGCAAAAUGAGUUCCUCGCUACCUCAAUUCAACAAAUUCAAGCUCAGAACAAGCUUAUGGAGAGUCAGAUAAGUCAACUUGCUCACCAAGUGGGUCAAUUCUCAAAGACUCCAGGCCAAUUCCCUGGAAAUACUGAGCAACCACCUAAGGGUGAGAUGAAUGCUGUGACUUUGAGGAAUGGUAGAGUGUUAGAAGACCUAAGCUAG
Molecule: messenger RNA, 1479 nt
Organism: Spinacia oleracea (spinach)
Lineage: Eukaryota; Viridiplantae; Streptophyta; Magnoliopsida; Caryophyllales; Amaranthaceae
Exons: 1
Coding region: 1-1479 (492 amino acids)
Molecular function (GO): zinc ion binding; nucleic acid binding
Source: RefSeq, a predicted model, not a curated record